Molecule: messenger RNA, 2054 nt
Organism: Choloepus didactylus (southern two-toed sloth)
Lineage: Eukaryota; Metazoa; Chordata; Mammalia; Pilosa; Megalonychidae
Gene: DUSP18
Product: dual specificity phosphatase 18
Exons: 2
Coding region: 1015-1581 (188 amino acids)
Biological process (GO): protein dephosphorylation
Molecular function (GO): MAP kinase tyrosine/serine/threonine phosphatase activity
Source: RefSeq, a predicted model, not a curated record
GCCAAGGCCGGAAGACCUGUGCCUAGCCCUCUUCUCGGUUAGGACUACGGUGGCUCCGGCGUGAUCGCUGGACCUGUAACCCGGUGAGCCCGGGGUGGCCGAUUCCUCACUGCGGCGAGUAGCCAUUACCAUGGAAAGAAGAGAGCCGGGCGGUCGGAAAUGGUGGCUCCGAGGUCUUGACUGGUGUUCUCUCCCCCAGAGCCUCGCCCAAGCCUUGGGGGCGCGGCUGCUUCCUAAUCGAACCUGCCCCCCCGCCCUCGGGAAUGGUGCCCUGAUCUGGCCCAGAGAGGUAAGGUCGUCGGGGUCCCGGACUGGCGGCCGGGGCUUGACACUGAGCAGAGAUCAUACAACUUGGCGAUGAAGUCCCUUCCAACGCCACCUCCUCCAGGAAGCCCACCCAGCCCACUCCUGGAAGUGGCGUCUCGCUCUCCUCAACACGUGAAUUCUGUGGCACGUUUAUAAGCCAAUAUUUAACGAAUGCCUCGCGGUGUUUGCCGACUUUCCCUACACAUAAUAAGAUCGGAAAGACCGGUUUUCAGACCCUGCUUUGUGACCCUGGCAAAGUCCUUUUCCCCUCUCUACGUCACUUCCCUCUGUAUAAAAUGGAGCUAACUCUCCACCAUCCUGGUUAGGUUGUUCUGAAGAUCGAAGCAGAGGAAGGCUGUAAAGUGGUGAAACUGAGCUGCUGUGAAGUUGCCAUUUCUCCACCUCCUUCCCCCUGCUGCUAAACAUUGCUCAGAUCCCUGUGUCAUUUCUUCAGGCGAUCUUUGUGACUCCCUAGCCUGGGGCCUGGAAUAAAGCCCCCUCCUCUUCCACUCCCACAAUGCCCUGCAUUUUAACUUCCCUAACAACAGGAAGAAGAGUAGUUACCAUUUAUAAAGGAUUCACUCUGCACCAGGCUCUGUGUUAAACACUUCAUCUGGAUUGUCAUUCAGUCCUCACAACAGACUUAUAAGUCAGUCGAGCAGAAAGUGGCCGCCCUCUCUCCUCGCAGAACGCUGUCCCACCGCCUUGAUGACAACACCCCCGUGUGCCUUCCCGGUUCAGGUCCGGCAGCCCUCGGUCCACGGCCUCUCCCAGAUCACCAACAGCCUGUACAUCAGCAGCGGGGUGGCUGCCAACAACAAGCUCCUGCUGUCCAGCAGCCACAUCACCACUGUCAUCAACGUCUCGGUGGAGAUGGUAAACACCGUCUAUGAGGACAUCCAGUAUUUGCAGGUGCCUGUGGCCGAUGCGCCUAGUGCUCGCCUUUCUGACUUCUUUGACCCCAUCGCCGACCACAUCCACGGUGUGGGCCUGGGGCAGGGCCGCACACUGCUGCACUGCGCCGCCGGCGUGAGCCGCUCGGCCACCCUCUGCCUUGCCUACCUCAUGAAGUACCAUGCCAUGUCCCUGCUGGAUGCCCACACGUGGACCAAGUCACGCCGGCCCAUCAUCCGGCCCAACAACGGCUUUUGGGAGCAGCUCAUCCGCUAUGAGUUCCAGCUGUUUGGCAAGAACACAGUGCACAUGGUCGACUCCCCGAUGGGCAUGAUCCCUGACAUCUAUGAGAAGGAGGUCCGUUGGAUGGUUCCAUUGUGAGCCACCCCGGCCAGCCCCUGCCCUGGGAUCAGAGGGGCAGGGCUACCAUUGACCUAUAUACACCAAGGUCUGAACUUGAACAUUCUACUUUUGCUGAUGCAGAAAAUCAGAUGAUGCCUUUUAGUAAGGUCAAGAGAAAAGGGAGGGUUAGAAUCCUUAUCUGUAAAGAUCAACCUCACUAAAAGUAAGAAGGUGGAAAUAAGUUUCCCACCUCAAGAGUGGCAGGUCAUGUCUACUAGGGCCUGGCUAGAGAGGAUGAUGAGGCAAGCAAUGUUCAGAUGGUCCUGCCAACAGCACACAAUGCACGUGGCAGGCUUGGAAUCCUGCAGCCCUCCCCUGGGCUGAUUCACCCUGGAGCGGCUCCACCAGAAUCCCACUGUUCUAGUUUGCUAAUGCUGCCGAAAUGCAAAACAACAGAAAUGGAUUGGCUUUUAUAAAAGGGGGUUUAUUUGGUUACAAAGUUAUAAUCUUAA